Ziziphus jujuba (common jujube) is the source of this 2494-nucleotide messenger RNA. RefSeq lists its product as uncharacterized. The transcript is spliced from 3 exons. Bases 274 to 2139 code for a protein of 621 amino acids. The record is from RefSeq and is a predicted model, not a curated record. NCBI's taxonomy places the organism in Eukaryota, Viridiplantae, Streptophyta, Magnoliopsida, Rosales, Rhamnaceae.
GGAGAAAAGGCAAAGACAGAGACGGAGAGAGAAGAAAGAAAGAAAGGAAGGAAUUUAUGUAGAAGGCCACGUAUUGCAUUCGUUUCUGGAUUCUGAAGAAAGAAACCCCGACGCUCAAUUUUGGCCUUUUUUUUUUUUUUUGGUUGGAUUUUGCUUCACUCUUCCUCGUUCCCCUCAAUUCCCAUUUGGGUCAAUAUUCCAAAUUCCUCGAUUGUUUGUUUGUUUUUUUUUUUUUUUUUUUUUUUUUUUUGGGUCUUUUGCAGGUAAACACAGAUGGGCAAAACGUCUUCUUCUCACAGGAAAAAGCGCUCCAAGAAGGGCAUUCAGGCUCGAAUGAAGAAAAAGAAUAAGAAUAGGAGGAGGAGAUAUGAAUCCAAGAAGCUUCGCCGUCAUGAUAACUCCGAUGAUGAUUCAAGAACUUCAGUGUCAGUUUCAUCCUACUCUUCUAGUUCUGAGGAUGAUAACCAUAGAGGCAAAAGGGCUCGUUCUCGAACUCGAAAGGAUGUGAUAGGUAAGAAGAGGACUCGAAAUCGCUCAAGUAGCCCUGAAAGUAGUGAGGAUUCCCCCCAUGUAGGGAAGAGAAAAAGGUCAAAGAAAAAAUAUGAUUACGAGGCUAAGAAAAAAAUCCAUGCAAAGAAGAAGCCUAGGAGAUAUGCUAGUGAUAGUUCCACAAGUAGCAGGUCUUUGAGCUGCUCAACUUGUUCAGAUCGGAGUAUUAGCAGUCAUGAGAUUGAAACUAAAAGGUAUACAAGCAGGCAUAGAAAAGAUGAGAGACAUAAAAGAAAUUUGGAGGAGGUUAAAAUCAGGAGUAAAAGGAGUAGAUAUAGGUCAAGGAGUCGUUCUUUAUGCAGUUGUAGUGAAAGUAGUGAUUAUCAGAGUGAUCAGAAGGUGUUGGGUGAGAACACUUUUAGGCGGUUGCGAUCAGUUAUUACUGUUACUGAAAAGGACAAUGAGGGCAGAGAGUUAAAUAGGGAUGAACAUAAAGAAGAGAUUAUAUACUUUAAUGAUGAUUAUCCUUCCUGUAGAAGCAAUGAUAGUAAUGAAGGGGGAAGCAAGAGGGAGGGAGAUUAUUAUUCACAUGUUGGAUCUGAGAAGGACUUGGGGUUAGAGAAUGUUCAAGGGGAUGAAGCUGUUGUCUCAGAUGUUAGAAUCUCCAAAGUUGAAAACCAUGGUGAGGGCCAAUAUAAUGGAAGUAUCCCUGCCUGUGAUGAACUUCAGAUAAAUCAUCCAGUGAAUGAAAAAGUGAGUGAGGUCUCUGGAGCUAUUAGUAGUCAGAGUGGUGAUGACUUGGAGUCACUUUUAAGACAAAGAGCUUUGGAGAAUUUAAAAAGAUACCGAGGAGGGCUCCAGACAAUUGAAAAAACUGCCGCUAACCAGAAAAAUAAAAAUUAUGGUGAUGUGAAUCACUCAUCAUCUCUGAAACCUGAAUCCGUUCAAAACAAGUUCCUUAAGACGGAUGGUCCUAGAUUGGUUGGUGCAAAGUCCUCCAAGGAGGAUGAUGCUGAAGUGGUUGGUUCAAACAAAACUAAAUUAGUAAAAGUGAUAAGAGUUCCUACUGUUGGGAAAGAUGUCGCAUGUUCUUCCCAAAAUGAUGAAAAUGUUCUAGAUGGGAAUACUGGUGGCAAUGAAUCUCUGUCUGUUUCUGCCAAACAGAAUAUUGGUCAUCCAACAGAGCAGAUGACCAUUUCUGGUAAUCCUAAUGAAAAGGUAAAAAGCACUGGUACUGUACAACCAAAGUUGGCUACAGCAGUAGUGGUGCGUCAUUCAUCAAAAACUCACUCCACUAUUCAGCAAGCACUUGUUUCGCAGGAACAUCCUGGUGGAAAGGUGUUGGUUAGUAAAAGUAGUCCAGAUGAGACUGCUGCUAAAACUGCUCCAACUUUUAAUAGAAGUAACAAUAAUAAUGGUUUAGAUGUCAAUAAUACAAGUGGUUCAGGUGCUCCUGAGCCUUCGACCUGCCUUAAUUCUGCCACGGGAGAGAAUAGGUCGGAUAUAAUGCAAGAUGAGGUUAAGGAUGGCUCACAGUUUGAGCAGAAGACUAUGUCUGUAAUGCGGGGUGGAGAAAUGGUACAGGUGAGCUACAAGGUAUACAUUCCUAAAAAAGCUCCUGCUUUGGCCAGGAGGCAGCUCAAGCGGUAAUAAUUGAUCAGGUUCUGGGUGCAAAUACGACUGCUGUAGUUGUCUAAAUUUAUUUCUAUAACAGUUUGUGGUAGACAACUUUCUAUCUGCAAGCUGCCUUUCAAUGCAGUAUCUGAAGGCUUAUAAUUUAUAGAUUCAAGUCAAAAGGCAAGUCAUGGUGAAAUUGCUUGUUUAAGAGAUGAAAACUUGUAUGGACGACCCAAAUUGUUGUUUUGAGUUCACUAGGAUAUUUGUUCUUACAUUUUUGGUAUAAUUAUGAUCCAGGUGUAAGCGACCUGCUUGCUUCAGUAUGUAAUGUGAAUUGACGAUUGCCUUCCCGUUGGUAAAAAUAACUUGUUUUUGGGGCUUCUUGACA